Olea europaea var. sylvestris is the source of this 3455-nucleotide messenger RNA. Its product is annotated as disease resistance protein RPM1-like. Gene Ontology annotation, biological process: defense response to other organism. Gene Ontology annotation, molecular function: ADP binding. The record is from RefSeq and is a predicted model, not a curated record. Bases 1 to 3291 code for a protein of 1096 amino acids. NCBI's taxonomy places the organism in Eukaryota, Viridiplantae, Streptophyta, Magnoliopsida, Lamiales, Oleaceae. The transcript has 2 exons.
AUGGCAGAAACUGCUAUUUCUUCAGCAUUGGUUUCACUUCAGAUGGCGCUCCCGGCCAUCAGCCUACACCUUAAUCGCAAGAAAGGUGAUCGUGAUGAAGGUGAUAUGAAGAAUAAAAUUGAGAAUAUCAUACGUUUGUUGAGGAGGAUGAAGGCCUUCAUAGAGGAUAAUGACGACCUUAUCGAGCACGGCAGUAGGUUGCGCAAAGAUCAAGUCGAACAAGUUCGAGACAUUGCUUAUGAGAUAGAGGAUGUUCUUGAGGAUGUUUCCCUGCACAGCAUGUAUGAAUUUCGCAGCAAUAAAAUCAUUCGGAAAUCUUUCGAGGUGAGCCAUAAUAUCAAGCAUGGCUAUCCUCUUCGAGAGAUCUCCGACAAGAUCACAAGCAUCAACAAAAAUAUCGAACUUAUGGGCUCACAAAUGAGAAUCUUCGAUCCCGCUGGAUACCCCCCUUCAAGAGAUACAAGGAGUUCUGGCACAAGCACUGCUCGAGUUCAAUUGAGUCCUCUUCUCCUUGACGAUGAACUGGUUGGAAAAGGGACUAGUCAGAAUAGCUGUGGUCGGCCCUGGUGGCUCUGGGAAGUCGACAUUCGUAAAAUUGAGAAUAUCAUACGUUUGUUGAGGAGGAUGAAGGCCUUCAUAGAGGAUAAUGACGACCUUAUCGAGCACGGCAGUAGGUUGCGCAAAGAUCAAGUCGAACAAGUUCGAGACAUUGCUUAUGAGAUAGAGGAUGUUCUUGAGGAUGUUUCCCUGCACAGCAUGUAUGAAUUUCGCAGCAAUAAAAUCAUUCGGAAAUCUUUCGAGGUGAGCCAUAAUAUCAAGCAUGGCUAUCCUCUUCGAGAGAUCUCCGACAAGAUCACAAGCAUCAACAAAAAUAUCGAACUUAUGGGCUCACAAAUGAGAAUCUUCGAUCCCGCUGGAUACCCCCCUUCAAGAGAUACAAGGAGUUCUGGCACAAGCACUGCUCGAGUUCAAUUGAGUCCUCUUCUCCUUGACGAUGAACUGGUUGGGUAUAAAAAACCCAAGGAAGAAUUUGUUCGUCAAUUGAUAGAUGAUCGCAUCAUUCCAACACCUUCGGAGGGAGAAAAGGGACUAGUCAGAAUAGCUGUGGUCGGCCCUGGUGGCUCUGGGAAGUCGACAUUCGUAAAGAAUGUGUUCUGGAAAAGAAACAUUUUUGGACAAUUUGAUUGCCAUGCUUGGGUUCAUGUGUCUCGGCACUUUGAUGUCAAGGAACUCUUAAGCGGUAUGCUAGAUCAAUUUCGUACAUCUAGAAAGGAACCAUAUCACCGUGAAGCUGGAGAUAUUCUGACUAAUCUAAGAAAUUACCUGAUGGAAAAGAGUUACGUUGUUGUUCUAGAUGAUAUUUGGAGAGUAGAACACUACGAGUGCAUUAUGAAUGCUCUGCCAGAUGAUGUCUUUGGCAGCAGAAUAAUUGUUACCACCAGGGCUCAUGACGUGGCGUCUUCGUUUGCAUCCUCAAACCGAUUUAUACAUAACCUGAAUGGUCUGGAAUGGCUAGAUGCUUGGACGCUCUUCUGUAAAAAGGCCUUCCACGAUAGCAAUGGGGAAUGUCCUUCAGAGUUGAAGGAUUGUUCUAACAAAAUUGUGAAAAGAUGUGAAGGACUACCCCUUGCUAUUUCGGCAGUAGGUGCUGUGCUAUCACAGAAACCCAAGUAUCCAGAUGUGUGGGAGAAAUUUCACGCCGGCCUUGGAUAUGAAAUUGGAAGUAGUUCCUAUCUGUCAGGUAUUGGGAGUGUGCUGUUGUCUGGCUACAAGGAUCUCUCAAGUGAUCUUAAGAGUUGUUUCUUGUACUUCAGCAUUUUCCCGGAAGAUUACUCUGUUGAUUGUGGGAGGCUCGUACGCUUGUGGGUAGCGGAAAGAUUUGUGAUGGAAACAGAUGGGAAAACAGCUGAAGAGGUAGCCGAGGACUAUCUUAACCAACUGAUUAUGAGGAAUUUGGUUCAUGUUUCCGGAAGGAAUUUUGAUGGUCGACCAAAAAACUGUCGAGUUCUCAACCUUUUGCGUGAAUUUAUUGUUCAGAAAUGCAAGGACGAGAAUUUUGUAUCAGUUUUCUCAAAGCAAAACAGUCCAAACCAGAAAGUACGUCGCCUAUCUGUUCAGAGUGCUUCCACUUGUUCGUCAAGGAACAUUCAGAUAGAUUUCCCUGGUGUUCGUUCCAUGUUCCUCUUCAGCAACGACAAUAGUUCUCUCACUGCUAUUGAAAACAAAUUUCAGGAUUUCAGAUUGCUAAGAAUCUCGGACUUGCAAGGUUCAACUCUGAAAGAAUUUCCAAAAAAAAUUGUUCAUCUCGGCCUCCUAAAGUAUCUUAGUUUCAGGGAUACUGAAAUAGAGGUGAUUCCCAAGUCCAUAAAGAAGCUUUAUUACCUUGAAACAUUGGAUCUUAAGCGGACUAAUGUGAUCCAGCUUCCAAAAAAAAUCCGUGUCCUGAAGAAUCUCCGGCAUCUCUUCGCCAGCAAAAAAACUGUGAAGAAUUUUACAGAUUUUGACUCUAUACGAGGAGUUAAGGUGUUUGAAGGGAUUAAAAACUUAACUAAUCUACAGGCAUUGUCUCUUGUGAAGGUUUGCAAAAGUGGUAGGAUCAUACGGGAGUUACAAAAUUUGAGCCAACUCAGGAAGCUGGGACUUACUGGGAUCCCGGAAGAAUUUAGCAGAGACUUGUGCGAAUCUAUUGAAAAGAUGAAGAAUCUUAAUAGUUUGGAUCUAAGUACAACCACUAAGAAAGAGUAUCUUCAACUGGGUGAAUUGGUCAAUCCUCCUAAAUUUCUUCAGCGGCUAUACUUGAAAGGACGCCUCGAAGAAUUCCCGAGAUGGAUCUCCUCUCUUGAUAAUCUGUUCAAAAUUGUUCUGAAGUGGUCCAAGUUGUACUACAGUCCACUGAAUUCUCUUCUAGAUCUGCGUAACCUCAUGGAGCUUCAACUGGUCGAUUGUUAUGUUGGCAAGGAGUUAGUAUUUGAAGAUUCGAGCUUCCAAAAACUAAAGAAAUUGGUUAUUGAAGAACUUCCAGAGCUAGACAAAAUAGUGUUUGAAACGAAUGCUUUGCCUGAACUUCAACAAAUAUCACUCCGUAGAUGUCAGAAUCUGAAAAUGCCUCCAUUGGGCAUCAGCAAACUUGCCAAUGUUGAAGAGCUGACAGUGUAUGAUAUGAACCAGGAAUUUAUGGCUGCAAUUAGAAAGGGUGGUGAAGGCCGUGUUAUGAUCGAACAUAUUCCCGUGAUUCAUUCUUUCACCCAUAUUGGCUCAUUUGAGAAUCUUUCUUAUUUUCCUGGAGUAUGAAAACCAUGCAAUGUGUUCUGCAAUCAAUUUUCUCGUUUGAUCUAUGUAUCAUGUACUUGUAAUGACUCUCUUUUAUCAAUAUUGACCUUUUUCAGCAAAUUUGAGUUUUUGGGAUCUUGUUAUAGAAAUUCAGCUACUUUUCGUUAAUGCUUACUAGUUUUGAA